This is a messenger RNA of Pipistrellus kuhlii (Kuhl's pipistrelle), 906 nucleotides long. RefSeq names its product ribosomal protein S3 (gene RPS3). Gene Ontology annotation, cellular component: nucleus; cytosolic small ribosomal subunit. Lineage: Eukaryota; Metazoa; Chordata; Mammalia; Chiroptera; Vespertilionidae. The coding region runs from base 100 to 831 and encodes 243 amino acids. The transcript is spliced from 7 exons. The record is from RefSeq and is a predicted model, not a curated record. Gene Ontology annotation, molecular function: RNA binding; structural constituent of ribosome. Gene Ontology annotation, biological process: translation; positive regulation of apoptotic signaling pathway.
CGUCAACGUCGCGCAGCACUUCGUCGUAGUUCCGCGCUCUUUAUACCCACUUCCGCCGGUGAGCUACUUCCUUUCUCUGCGGCAACGCACGGCGGCAAGAUGGCGGUGCAAAUUUCCAAGAAGAGGAAGUUUGUUGCUGAUGGCAUCUUCAAAGCCGAACUAAACGAGUUUCUGACCCGGGAGCUGGCUGAAGAUGGCUACUCCGGGGUUGAGGUCCGAGUUACACCAAACAGGACAGAAAUUAUUAUUCUGGCCACCAGGACACAGAAUGUUCUUGGUGAGAAGGGCCGGCGCAUCCGGGAAUUGACUGCUGUGGUUCAGAAGAGGUUCGGCUUCCCUGAGGGCAGUGUAGAGCUUUAUGCUGAAAAGGUGGCCACAAGAGGUCUGUGUGCCAUUGCCCAAGCGGAGUCUCUGCGUUACAAACUCCUGGGGGGCCUUGCUGUGCGGAGGGCCUGCUAUGGUGUGCUUCGGUUCAUCAUGGAGAGUGGCGCCAAAGGCUGUGAGGUUGUGGUGUCUGGGAAACUCCGAGGACAGAGGGCUAAAUCCAUGAAGUUUGUUGAUGGUCUGAUGAUCCACAGUGGGGACCCUGUUAACUACUAUGUUGACACUGCGGUGCGCCAUGUGCUGCUCAGGCAAGGUGUGCUGGGCAUCAAAGUGAAGAUCAUGCUUCCUUGGGACCCAAGUGGUAAGAUAGGUCCUAAGAAGCCCCUGCCUGACCAUGUGAGCAUUGUGGAACCCAAAGAUGAGAUACUGCCCACCACCCCCAUCUCGGAACAGAAGGGUGGGAAGCCAGAGCCGCCCGCCAUGCCCCAGCCAGUACCCACAGCAUAACAGGGUCUCCUUGGCAGCUGGAUCUGGAGUCUGGAUGUUCUAUAAAGAUCUUUAAUAAAAUCUUUUUAAAAGAUG